This is a messenger RNA of Camellia sinensis, 873 nucleotides long. The record is from RefSeq and is a predicted model, not a curated record. Lineage: Eukaryota; Viridiplantae; Streptophyta; Magnoliopsida; Ericales; Theaceae.
ACAAGAUCAAAGACUGGUGAUAUAAUGGGUAGAGGAAAGAUCGAGGUUAAGAGGAUCGAAAACAACACUAGCAGACAAGUCACCUUCUCAAAACGCCGAACAGGGCUGCUCAAGAAGACCCAUGAACUUUCUGUCCUCUGCGAUGCGCAGAUCGGACUCAUCGUCUUUUCCAGCAAAGGGAAGCUCUUUGAGUACUGCACUCACCCUCUGAGCAUGGGUGAAAUGAUAGGAAGAUAUCUGGAUGCUACAGGGAUUCGUAUACCAGAGCACGAUGACCGGGAACAAAUAUUCAAUGAGUUGACAAGAAUCAGGAAUGAAACUCAUAAUCUUCAACUGAGUUUGCAGCGGUACAAAGGUGAGGACUUGAGUUCUGCACGGUACGAGGAUUUGGAUGAGCUUGAACAACAGCUUGAAUCCUCAGUUAACAAGGUCCGAGCUCGGAAGUUUCAGCUAUUGCAGCAACAACUGGACAACCUACAGAGGACGGAAAAAAUGUUGGAGAAGGAAAACCAAGACAUGUACCAGUGGUUGAUGAGUAAUCACAUGAAGCAACAGGCAGAGGAAUUGAACCAUCAUCAACAGGCAAUGACUGAGCUGAGCCUAGUGGGACAGCAGCACCAACAGCAAGUGUUGGAACAGUUUCCAUUCUAUGGAGAAGAGCAGCCAAGCAGUGUUCUUCAACUUGCAAGUGUCCCUCUCCAACUCCACCACCACCACCACCACCACCCCUACCAACUCCAGCCUACUCAGCCCAACCUUCAAGACUCCAAUCUCCUACAACAAACCUAUGGUACACUCCAAAACCCCUUAAAAGAUCACAUUGAUAUUUGCAUUAACAGUUGUGAUGGAGUAGAGAAGAAUUUUACAAAAUGA